This is a messenger RNA of Labeo rohita (rohu), 7798 nucleotides long. RefSeq names its product zinc finger protein 618 (gene znf618). The record is from RefSeq and is a predicted model, not a curated record. Lineage: Eukaryota; Metazoa; Chordata; Actinopteri; Cypriniformes; Cyprinidae. The coding region runs from base 1160 to 3649 and encodes 829 amino acids. The transcript is spliced from 13 exons. Gene Ontology annotation, molecular function: protein dimerization activity.
CGGGAUUAUGUUGGCAAGCUUCUAAAUAUGAGGAUCCACAGAAACACGGUGAUAUUCCCAACGUCUUUUUUCUUUGUCUUUUUAAAAAUUGGAAUUUGCAUGUCAAAUUUCAUGAAUCACAUUUUUUUUUUCAGACAAUCCGCAGACUCGCCGCUAGAGGCGCUGACGAGACGGGACCCAUUUGAGAAGUGAAGAUGGAAAAAAAAGGAAACAGCACAGUCUACAUAAAAGUCCUUAGAUUUGAGGUUCACUUCAUAAUUUUUCACGCUUUUGGGCCAAAAAACGCGCUGCAGAUAUUAUCUGCAUUUCCUGUAAAUCAGGACGUGAAUAUACUUGCCACAACACGUUUGUUUCCCUCUGUAAAAUAGUAUAGCAACAAAACACACUAAAACAGGUUCAAAAGACUAUUGUUCAAAUUUAGGCAACAAACUGUCAAACAAGUAACUUGAGGGUCUAACAGAAGAGUUUUCCUCAUCCAAGCAGAUGAAAAAGUAGUUUGGCCAUAAAUAUAAAAAACUUGCUCUGCAUACGCAAAUUUGCUAUUACAAGGAAAACUACAGCCGAGUUAUUUUUUCUUAUCUAACCCAAAAGAUGGGCCAGCUGACGUGAUAUCAGCCACAUAAAGGCAUUGUGUGAAAUUAAUGCAUUUGCAAAUUGAGAACCUGCCCUUGCAUGAUGGCGGAUGAAUGUGUCCGUGGGGCAGUCCGCAACAUUAAUAUACCUCACCAACAGUGAAACAUCGGCCGCCAGUGGCGUGGACAUAUCAGGAAGAGAACAGACAAAUUCAUUGAAAUCAAAUUUGGGAGCUCUGUUUCUAGAAGAGAAAAAAAAUGCCCCGGAAAGACCCACUCGUUUCGUCAUUUUGAGAUCCGAAGGGGAGGAUUUCUUCAUUCCCAGAAAAUUUCUCCGCAUGACCCGCAUCAUUUUGGGAGGUAACAAAGUGGAGCACCCGCGUCUUUCCUCAUUCACAAAUGAUACAAUGUAACGGGCGCUUUGAUCGCAAUCAUCCGGAGCUCAUGUUUGUGUGCGCGAUCGUACUCUUGUUUGGCUGAUUUCAAGAAAAGCAGGCUAGGAAGGAGACGAAAUAGAAGAGAGCAGUUGACUCCUGCGAGCUCUGCACCACAAGUUUCCUUAGCUGUAGCUGAGCAGACCUGGAGUCAUGAGUUGUCAGGAGGUGCCGAACCCCAGCCAGGAGCCGAAGGACACGGCCGUAGUCCCUACAGAAGCCGGCGCCACACAGGCGGUACCAACGACGUCCCCGAAGCUUCCCUCAGUCAGCGUAAAAACAGAGGUGGCGUCCCCCGUUGAGUCUGUGGCCAGUAACGGUAAAGCGAGUGAUGGCAACAUUCCUGCUGAGAUCUGCGUGGUUUUGGGAAGCUCUCGCAACUCUCAAACACAAGGCUCUUACAUUUGUGGAGUAUGUGGCAAAAAGUACAAGUACUACAACUGCUUUCAGACGCACGUCCGAGCUCACACAGAGACUGAGGCUGCUGCUUCUGGAGAAGGAGCAUCUCUGGGAAUCAAUAGUUCUUUCCGCUAUACAUGUGACGUAUGUGGGAAAAAAUACAAGUACUACAGCUGUUUUCAAGAGCACAGAGACCUCCAUGCAGUUGAUGAUCCGUAUGACCAUGUGAUACCAGUAGAAGAUCUUAAAGAGGAGACUGAAUCCUACCAGAAAAUGGGACCAAAAACGGGAAGCUACACGUGUGAGUAUUGUGGAAAACAGUACAAAUACUUCAACCCCUAUCAGGAGCAUGUGGCUCUUCACGCUCCAAUGAAGGGAAAUUACGGCCUUAAAAUGGAAGGGAAAAUGUCUAGCCCGUCAGGCCAGUCCAGCCGCGCCGACAUCAACAAUUCCCAGAACUCGAGUGAAACUCCGAACAGCCGAGCCUAUUCUUCCCGUCCCAGCCCUCAGAAAACCUACACGUGUGGAGCCUGUGGAAUUCAGUUCCAGUUCUACAACAACCUCCUGGAGCACAUGCAGUCCCAUGCUGCUGAUAAUGAGAACCAUGUUAAAGAUGAGUCUCCGAAGCCUUGCCAAGCGCCUGUGGCCACACAGGAGCAGAUGUGGAAAUCUCCUCAGCCGGCACAACAGAGGAACCACAUACCGUCUUUUCAGAACAGAUUGCUGCCAGAAAAGGAAAGACAACAAGUGGCUGAACGUUUACUGAGAGUAAUGUGCGUAGACCUUGGCCUUCUUGGUGUCCUCAGCAGCAAAGACUUCCUGAAGCUUGCGCAGACCCUGGUGGAUACGGGUUCACGUAACGGGGCCUACUCCAUUCGCGAAGCCCUUGGAGAUAUGAGCUCGCUGGCAUUAAAACAGCUCCCCCGUAUGUACAAUCAGGUCAAAGUGAAAGUCACCUGCGCCCUGGGUUCCAACUCUUCCUUGGGCAUUGCAGUGACCUGCCAUUCCCAGACCAUAGGGCCAGACUCCUGCUAUUUGCUAACAGCGUAUCAAGUGGAGGGUGUGCGACUCCGCCGCUAUGUGCUGGGUCUCAAGGAGGCCUCUUUAAGGGAAAGUCCUGAGCAGAUACACCACUGGGUCCAGAAUGUUCUGUCAGAGUUUGUCAUGUCAGAAAUCCGCACGGUCUACGUGACAGAGCCACGCUUGUCUUCGUUAGCCUUUUGCGGUCGCACCGGAAUUGGCCUCCGUUGCGCGGGUUGCUCUCUGACAGCCACGGUUCAAGCUGUUCUCGGGCGCCGCAGCCUUCAAGCACGAGGGCUCCAUGAACUGGGAGAGCUUCUGGCUACCUGCCGUGACAUCGCUGCAACGACCAGUUUCAGUCACGAAGGGAAAUCUGCGGAAGAGCCUGCCGCGCCACCCUGCUGGGAUCUGGUCGCAGAGGCCUUGCUCAAGGUUCACGAGAACUUCGAGGCCACCUGCGAAGUGUAUGGCCGUUCAAAGAGCACUGUGCCGCUCUUGCAAGGCCUGAACAAGCACCUGCUUGGCACGCUUGCGUGUUUGCUUGCGCCGCUAAGGCAGGCAGCACAGGAGCUGAGUGUGGAACGCUGCCCCACGCUCCAACACGUCCUUCCCGUCUACCUCCGUCUCGAAAAACUUUUCACCUCCAAAGCCGGUGAAGCGGGUGCUGGCAGUAAGCUUUGCCACUACUUCCUGGAAGCCCUGAAGGAGAACUUCAAAGUGGAACGUGUCCAUCAAGUCGCAAUGAUCCUGGAUCCACAGCUGAAGCUGCGGCCAGUCCCUGCGUACCAGCACGAGGACAUUAUCUCAAGGGUGUGUGACAUGGCUGCUAACAUGAGGGAAGUGGGAAGCGGUGGUUCUGGGGGUACAUCCGUGGACGAGCGGGAUAGCGAAGGACCGUCGGCAGCCAAGCGUGGCCGCCUGGACUGCGGAUUGGAGAGGCCGUCGUGUGAUUCUGAAGAGCCACAGGUACGAAAAGAGUUGUUCCAGUACCUCGGCGAACCACUGUUCAAUGGCACGGGUGACCUGUUGCAGUACUGGAGCUCAGUCAUGGACCGAUACCCCAGGCUAUCACGGUUAGCGCUUUGGUUGCUGGCUGUACCGGCUGUAGCUGUGCAUGGAGAGUGCGUGAGCAUCUGUGAGCAGACCUUAGCCAUGAAGAGAAAGCAGCAGGUCACUGCAGAGGAAAUGAACAAGCUGGUCUUCCUCAAGAGUAAUUUUGCUUGAGACGGCUCAGGGCUUUCAGCUAAUGGCACCAUAGACUGUUUGAAAUGGAGACUUUUUGAACCAGACGUACCGGUCACUUCUCUUUACCCCUUCCAAAAAUCCGAUUUACCGUAAGUGUCUAUCAGUGAGGCACAUGAUUUACCAAGGAAAGGUACAUUAACAACUACUUCACAACACCCCUUCAGACCAUACAGUAGCUUGGCAUUGGCUGUGGCAACCGAAGCAACUUGAUGAAGAUACAGUCUGCCCGAGGACACGGACGUGAACUUGUGUUUUCGAUGUUUCAGUUGGACUACCGCUUAAAAUUGUGAUGUGUUUUUAUCAGUAUGUGGUUCAUCCAUCUCUUGUUUCUUUCUGUGGAAUCCAUCUGAAUUCAUUCAGUCAAUGGAUUAAUGAAAUCAUACACGACAUACUUUCCAUCUAGCGAAGGAAAAAACGGGGUACUUAGAAAAAGCCAUUUUUUUGCAAUUACGCCUUUAUAAAAAACCACAAACACUCUUUGCUGUGACAUCUGAACGAUACCUCUCUUUAGCAGUUUAUCAGAGGGCAGAUCAAGCUUCUAGUGGUGUAAGUCUUGUCGUAGGAAGGCCCUGAUUCAGAAAUCUCAGUUAACCGGUUUGAGUGUGUUAAGCUCUUGUUCAGCCUCAGGAGUUUAAGGCCAGCAGAACUCAAAUUUAUACUUGGGUCACAUAGAUAAAUGGUUUUGCAGUUAUUUAUUUUAUUUUAUUUUUUUGUCAGUUCUCACAAUAACGUUGCAAUAAAUGUUCCGUAGCAGAAGUUAUACUGUCAAGCUGACUAUGAUGCCUUGCACCUUUGUAGCAGCCUUUUUUCCAUUACAACUCACUGGGAUCAUUUCCUUCUACAAUACAAUCUGCAAUACCUGAAACAGCCACUUAAACCCCAAGAUUGGAUCCCCAAUAAUAUUGGGUCAUGGAAGUAUAUAGGAAUGAUCUGAUGUUGUGCGGAGUUGGUCCAGUGGAUCUUGAUUUUUUUUUUUUUAUUAUUAUUAUUAUUCUUUUUUUUUCCUUCUCCAGAUAUUGUUUCUGAAAAAGUGGGAAUAGGGCUAUGAAAUGCAGAAACUGUCUGUCUCUCACUGUCUCAGUACAAACCUCCUCGAACAGAGGCAGCUAAUUGCAUUAUUGUUUGAAUGCAUUUUUAAGAGGAUAAAGCUAAACAAAUAUUUCAUUAUUUAUGCACUGGAUUUCUCUUAUCAUUAUUUUCAUCAUUUAUCUGCAGCAGGUAAUUAGAUUAGCGAUAACAUUAACUAGAGAAAACAUCGCCUAGAUUAGGACCAAAGUAUCUUUUAAAAGUAGUUUGUCAUUGUGAAUAAUUGCCAUUUCUAAACAGAUUUGUAGAGUUAUCUCAUAAUGCUCACGCUUCCUCAUAACGGAUUCGCCCUCAUAAAUUUCCACUGCCUUUGAACAACUGUUUAUUUCAAAAUUGUUCUAGUAAACAGACAGAAGCAACAAUUUUCACUUCCAUGAUAAAAUAAAUGAUCUUCAAGAGUAUUUUGCAGUAGUUUUUCCAAGGAAAGAUGUGAUUUAGUAUUAUAUAGUUUGUCUUGUAAUGCCUUGAACAUCUUUGUGUGAUUAUACAGAUAUGCAUGCAGACAAUAUAAGAGUUUUUUUGUUUUGUUUUGUUUUUUGUUUUUUUAAUCUUUAAUAAAAUGGCAGAGAUCUACAAACGCAUAGUCAGUGUUCACACAACAGCAGAAUACUGUUGUCAGUCCUGUUUCGAGUGCUAAAUACGAUUUUGUUCACGCGCAGAUCUCACAAAAGAGUGACAGCCGCAUUCUGUAACAGUAGUGUUGGACUUUUCUGGAGUCACAACCAAAUUUUGAGGGUUCAACUAUAUAUGCUGUAGGACUGAAAUGGCAGUGAAGCAGUCUAUCGCAUUAUUGAAAUGAGUUAGCAUGAGGUGUGCGCUUACGGCUGUCGACCUCUCUCAGGUUAUGUAAAAUGGUGGUACUGUGUAGUAAAAGAGGGAGUGAGACAAAACUCUUUAAGUAUUUAGGAAAUAGGCCUACAAAGGGGGAAAAACAUUACCGGAGAGUUUUUGUCUUUUAUAGUCUAUUGACUAUCAUUAUCUGUUCCCAUGGUUACAGGCGUUAUUUGCCCUACGUAGAAGGGAACUGACCGUAUAGACAUUAUAGGCACUGUUGUAGGUACAGGACAGUUUGAGAAUCGCACCUGCAAAUAAAUACGGUUGUUAAUCCCAAACACUGACGUACACACCACAAAAUUGAUGGAUUGCUAUGAUAAUCAUAGCAUACGCUCGUUUCGGCGUCUCACCGCUGGUGAACAAGAAAUACGUUUGACAACAGUUUGACCUAUUUGGUGUCCGUUACGUUUGACCAAAGAUUAGCCACCAAAGAUGCACUGUGUUGUGCAGUUUUACCUAAACCACCGUUGACAGAGGCAUUUUAUUUAUGCUUGUGAAGCGGCUGCUUUUUAACAGUACGCUUUGCAUUGUUGCCUUUUCUGCUUAUUAUAACCUUCUUUGUGCUUCCCAGUAAGGUCACUAAAAUAUGAGCAACAUACAGUAUUUGUUUUUAUUUUAUUUUUAAGGUUUAUUUUGCUGUAGAGAGAUAGAAUUUUGUUGAGUCAAGACACAUACCUCUUUUCCAGUGCUGUCUUCAAUGUGAGAGACUUGUGUCUUUAUGAGACAUCAACAAGCAGUAGUUUAGUUUAUUUCCUUUUUGGUGGUACUGUUUGAGUGUAAUGUUAAUGUUGUUGUCGCUACUUGAGAUUUUUUUUUUUUUUUUUUUUUUUUUUUAAAGAGUUAAGUUGGUUGUUGAGUGGAAUAAUGCCUCGUUCCAAACUAAGUCAAAGGCGGGAAACUGAAAUUUCCUGCUUCCAACCUCAACGCCUUCAGGUCAAUCACACGUCACAAGAUGGCGCCAUGACUCAGCGUGAGCAUUUCGUGUUCAUACACCAGUUCUGAACAAAAGCAACAGUAAUGAACACUAAACGUUCGUGUUAACAGCGAGUCGUAAAAACAAAAACAAAAAAACGUUGUAUAUUAUUGUGUAAUGUACAUCUUGUAUGCCACAUGGUGAAUUUACUGUUGCGAUAUGCUCGUCAGUCACCGCCACUUUUCAACUAGCUUUUUUAAAAGAUCGUGAUUGAAUGACCUACCCCGACUGAUGUCCAACUUUAAACAUCGUUCCAGUCAUUUUUUCCACUAGUAGGAUGUGGGAAAGAGCUCCGAUCUGGCUGAACGUAAAAUAAGCACUCAGUAGAGGAGUAACAACCGUAUUUAGCUCCAGUGUGUACAUGGCCAUUGUGUGAUCGCAUCCAUACAGCCUGAAUUGCUUAAAAGCUAAUACAAAACUCAUCUGCUGAAGAGAAAAGGAGUAGGGACGCAUGUUGAUCGGGCUUGGUAUCUCAUACCCCAAAAUACAGAUAAUGAUACUGGCUAGCAUGUGCAGAAAUGUUCGUAUGUAAAAAAAGGACUUUGAAAAACCUGGCCCAGAAAUAGAAACAGCUGCUGUUAAAUAUUGUUGUUUUUCUCUGUAACCACAAGAGGGCAGAAGUGUCUCAGAAAUCUGUCUUUGCAAAGAGUCUCCAAACAUCUUACCUCUGUUUUCUAUUCAAGCAUUUCAGCUAUUUUGAUAAACUCAGUCUGUGAAAAUGUCAGACUUCAUGAAGGUUUUCCUUUUUUCUGUGUUGUUUUUUUUUUUUUCCUCCCUCCUUUUUUUCUUCUUCCUCCUGGACGAAUGUGUAUAUUUUUUGGGGAAACAUGAAAACUGGUUAAAUGCAAAAUGCUCUUGAGCAGCAGUCAAGUUUGUGUUGACAUACUAAUCUCUGGAAGUACAAAACACUGUUUUAAUCACAACUAUUUAUGGAUGUACAACAAUUAGUAAUAUCAUUCAUUCUGUUUGUUUGAGAGUUUGUUUUCCCCCCAUUAUAGUCCAGCCUACAUUUGUCUUUGACAGGCAUUUUUUUUUUUUUUUUUUUUUUCUGAUUUUGUGUAUUAAGUUGUUUCAGCUGUAGGUCUAAUUUAUACUUUUUUAACAACACUAUUUUUCUAAACAUGACUGAUAGAGUUUUUUCUCUCCUUAUCAACUGUCAGUAGUACACUGCGCUGUUCUAAGAAUCUAUCUACUCCUGUAGUAUGUGCUGUGUGAAUAAAAUAUCCUCAAACAAG